Molecule: messenger RNA, 1443 nt
Organism: Physeter macrocephalus (sperm whale)
Lineage: Eukaryota; Metazoa; Chordata; Mammalia; Artiodactyla; Physeteridae
Gene: SELENOT
Product: selenoprotein T
Exons: 6
Biological process (GO): cell redox homeostasis
Cellular component (GO): endoplasmic reticulum membrane
Molecular function (GO): thioredoxin-disulfide reductase (NADPH) activity
Source: RefSeq, a predicted model, not a curated record
AUCGCGCCUGCGCGGUGGGGAGCAGCUCGCGGCUCCGGCGCUACCUAGGGCCGGCUGCAGUCUGAGGGCGGCCGAAGUGGUUUGCUCGUUUAAGAUGAAGUUUCUGCUACUUCUCCUGGUGGCGGCGUCGGCGGUGGUCCGGAGCGAUGCCUCGGCCAACCUGGGUGGCGUGCCUGGCAAGAGAUUAAAGAUGCAGUACGCCACGGGGCCGCUGCUCAAGUUCCAGAUUUGCGUUUCCUGAGGUUAUAGGCGGGUGUUUGAGGAGUACAUGCGGGUUAUUAGCCAGCGGUACCCAGACAUCCGCAUUGAAGGAGAGAAUUACCUCCCUCAACCAAUAUAUAGACACAUAGCAUCUUUCCUGUCAGUCUUCAAGCUAGUGUUAAUAGGCUUAAUAAUUGUUGGCAAGGAUCCUUUUGCUUUCUUUGGCAUGCAAGCGCCUAGCAUCUGGCAGUGGGGCCAAGAAAACAAGGUCUAUGCAUGUAUGAUGGUCUUUUUCUUGAGCAACAUGAUUGAGAACCAGUGUAUGUCAACAGGUGCAUUUGAGAUAACUUUGAAUGAUGUACCUGUGUGGUCUAAGCUGGAAUCUGGUCACCUUCCAUCCAUGCAACAGCUUGUUCAAAUUCUUGACAAUGAAAUGAAGCUCAAUGUGCAUAUGGAUUCAAUCCCACACCAUCGAUCAUAGCCCCACCUAUCAGCACUGAAAACUCUUUUACAUUAAGGGAUUUUUGCAAGAGCAGCGUGACUGACAUUAUGAAGGCCUGUACUGAAGACAGCAAGCUGUUAGUACAGACCAGAUGCUUUCUUGGCAGGCUCGUUGUACCUCUUGGAAAACCUCAAUGCAAGGCAGUUUUUCAGUGCUGGCACAUUUUGGAAUUCUGCACAUUCGUGGAGUGCAAUAAUACUGUAUAGUUUUUUUUUCUUCCCCAAGUCCACUCGGUUAAUAGUUUUUUUUAAAAAAAUGCAGACAUUACUACUUGCACUUCUUUUUUCUCGGUCAUAUUUGAAAAAGUAGAAAAUUGAGUUGCAAUUUGAUUUUUUUUUUUCAAAGAUGUCUGUUAAGUCUGUUGUGAUUUUAUAUGAAUUUUCCUUUUUUAUAGUUUAAAAUUGAUCCUUUAGGGACUAGAGCUGAAGUUCCCAAAUACUUUAUAAGAGUUUAUCAGACAUCUCUAAUUUGGUCAUGUCCAAUUUAUAUAGUUUUCAAAAUACUGCAGAUUGUGAACAGCACAUUAUAUAAGAUUAUGGGGGGAAAUCCUAUAUCCAGAGUACUCUACCAAUUUGUGUAUGUGUGUGUGUGCGUGUGUGAUUACCAGAGAACUACUAAAAGACCAACCACUUUUUAAAUCCUGUUAAUGUAGUUCAAGUGUCCUGCCUUGACCGAUUUAAUGAGUUGAUUAACUGGGCCUUUAUACUUAACUCAAUAAAACUAAGCAGAUGUAAGUUAAA